AAUUUGAUAUUCUUUGACUGAUGUAAUGGCAACUCCAGCGCACAGAUGGUUUCAUAAAUAAGCUAAAAAGUGAUAACAUUUUACAUAAAAAAUGUUCAAAUCCGUUUAAUAACAAACUGAAUGAGUUUUAUAAAAUAAAUUAAACUUUAUUUAAUAAGUAUGCGUUUCCCCUCAAAUAAAACACUCGCGAAAAUUGCUGUCUAUGGAGCAUUCGCUUCAAUUACGGCUGUAAUGUACAUGCGUUAUAAAAUAGAAGAUGGUAUAAGAAACUCGGAAUAUUUCCGGUUGGCGGUGAAGACGUUGAGGCAACAUCGGGGCGCUUCAAGAUUGUUGGGCGAACCAAUUAAGGAGCUCGGAUUCGAUUUGAGCGACAGCAAGAAUUUUUCUGAUGGCCAAAAUGCACAAUUCGAGGUACAUGUAAAAGGUUCCAAUGAUAGAGGUAAAAUGUAUUUUUGGGCGACCAGAGCACCUGAGACCGGUUGGUUAGUGGAUCGUUUAGAAUUAGAGGUGCGCUCACAACCAGAGAAACGUUUUCUGAUAAAGAAAAACGAAUCUACAGAAACAGCUACAAAAACAAGUAGUAAUUAAUUUAAGCAAGACUGAUUAUGAAUGAAAAAAUUGAAAACAACCUCGUAGAAGUUUGGAUACAGUUUUUUAUCAUACUAUGACAUAUUAAGUUGAAAUUUCAACAGCACAUGGUAAAUAGAAAGAUAGAAAAUUGUCAAAAAAAAUUGGAAACAUGUUAAUUUAUAUUAAAUGUUUAAUAAAGCGUUUUGUUGAAGUUUAUUGAGAUAUUUCUUUUUAUAUUAUACAAAAACAUAAUUUAGCAUCGCAAAUUUACAAUGUUAUAUAUUUAUGUAUGCUCAAAUUUUAAGAACAACAAACUCUGGUAAUAU
Molecule: messenger RNA, 896 nt
Organism: Ceratitis capitata (Mediterranean fruit fly)
Lineage: Eukaryota; Metazoa; Arthropoda; Insecta; Diptera; Tephritidae
Product: Cytochrome c oxidase assembly protein 1
Exons: 3
Coding region: 160-588 (142 amino acids)
Biological process (GO): mitochondrial respiratory chain complex IV assembly; mitochondrial respiratory chain complex I assembly
Cellular component (GO): mitochondrial inner membrane
Source: RefSeq, a predicted model, not a curated record